Messenger RNA from Amphibalanus amphitrite, 2862 nucleotides. Its product is annotated as RNA cytidine acetyltransferase-like. The transcript is spliced from 16 exons. Gene Ontology annotation, biological process: rRNA acetylation involved in maturation of SSU-rRNA. Lineage: Eukaryota; Metazoa; Arthropoda; Thecostraca; Balanomorpha; Balanidae. The record is from RefSeq and is a predicted model, not a curated record. Gene Ontology annotation, molecular function: 18S rRNA cytidine N-acetyltransferase activity; tRNA binding; ATP binding. Gene Ontology annotation, cellular component: nucleolus; 90S preribosome. The coding region runs from base 1 to 2742 and encodes 913 amino acids.
AUGUCGCACAUGCCGGCCAGGAGCUGCUCCUCCAUCCAGGGCAGGGCGGCCACCUGGACGCCGAGCGGCUGGCCCAGCGCGCCGCGGGACGCCUUAGAUGGAAAAUCUGUCCUAUACAGUGCCGGGCGCCGCGGUGGGGCGCCGGGGCCGGUCAGACUCACUGAUCAGCUCUGCCACCUUGUCGUGGGGCGGCGGCGGACAGGCGAAGCCGGGCAUCAGCAGCAGCUGAACCUGCUGCCGCUCAGCUCGCACGUGCUGCAGCUGGAGGCGCUGCCGAAGCGCUCGGCGUCCGACCCGCCGUCAGCCUCCGAGCGUCAGCUGACCGAGCUGCGAGACAGCCUGCAGGACACGCAGCCGGUGGGCGCGCUGGUGGGCUGCUGCCGCACCGCCGACCAGGCCAAGGCGCUGCUCAAGUUUGUGGAGGCCAUCAGCGAGAAGCGUCUGCGCUCCACCGUGUCUCUGACGGCCGCCCGGGGCCGCGGAAAGUCGGCCGCGCUCGGGCUGGCCAUCGCCGCGGCCGUCGGCUUCCAGUACUCCAACAUAUUCGUCACCUCGCCGAGUCCCGAGAACCUGAACACCCUGUUCGAGUUCGUGCUGAAGGGCUUCGACGCCAUGGACUACCAGGAGCACCUGGACUACGAGCUGAUCCAGAGCACCAACCCCGAGUUCAACAAGGCCGUGGUGCGCGUGAACGUCUUCAAGGAGCACCGGCAGACCAUCCAGUACAUCCACCCCAGUGACGCGGUGAAGCUGGGCCAGGCCGAGCUGGUGGUGAUUGACGAGGCGGCCGCCAUUCCGCUACCGCUGGUCAAGGCGCUGCUCGGGCCCUACCUGGUCUUCAUGUCUUCCACCAUCAACGGGUACGAGGGCACGGGCCGCUCUCUGUCGCUCAAGCUGCUGGAGCAGCUGAGGUCCCAGAGCGGCGCCGGCUCCACCGCCGCCAAGACGGGCGCCGAGGCGCAGAACGCCGGAAGGACCCUGGUUGAGGUGUCGCUGGACGAGUCGAUCCGGUACCGGCCCGGCGACCCGAUCGAGUCGUGGCUGAACGCGCUGCUCUGUCUGGACGCCAGCGCGGUGCGGCCUCUGAGCACAGGCUGCCCGCCGCCCGAGCACUGCGAGCUCUACUACAUCAACCGGGACACGCUCUUCUGCUACCACCGCGCCUCCGAGGCCUUCCUGCAGCGACUCGUCUCGCUCUACGUCGCCUCGCACUACAAGAACACGCCCAACGACCUCCAGAUGAUGUCUGACGCGCCGGGCCACCACCUGUUCUGUCUGCUGGGGCCCGUGGCGGCCAGCCAGUCGCUCCUGCCAGAAAUCCUCUGUGUCAUACAGGUGUGUCUGGAGGGCGAGAUAUCGAAGACGUCCAUCCUGGACGGCCUGUCUCGCGGGAAGCGCGCCGCCGGCGACCUGAUCCCCUGGAACAUUGCGCAGCAGUACCAGGACAAGGAGUUCCCGCAGCUGUCGGGCGCCAGGGUGGUGCGCAUCGCCACCCACCCCGACUACCAGGGCAUGGGAUACGGCGGCCGCGCCCUGGAGCUGCUCCACCAGUACUACGAGUUCAAGUUUCCGCCCCUGGACGACCUGCCGGACCCUGCCGACACCCAGAUCGAGCCGGUCACAGACUCUGAGGUGGGCCUGCUGGAUGAGCAGAUCGCGCCGCGAAAGAAGCUGCCGCCGCUGCUGCUGAAGCUGCAGGAGCGCCGGCCGGAGCCGCUCGACUACAUGGGUGUCUCCUACGGCGUCACCCAGCCGCUGCUCAAGUUCUGGAAAAAGGCCGGAUACACGCCCGUCUACAUGAGGCAGACGGCCAACGACCUGACGGGCGAGCACACGUGCAUCAUGCUGCGUCCGCUGCGGCCGUCGGCCGCCGAGCCGGCGCCGCCGCCGCCCGACGACCACUGGCUGCCGGCGUUCUGGGCCGACUUCCGGCGCCGCUUCCUGGCGCUGCUGGGCUACCAGUUCCGCGCCUUCACCACCGGGCUGGCGCUCAGCGUGCUGUCCAACGCGGCGCAGAGCCAGCCGAGCUCAGAGGUGGAGCGCGCUGUGCUGGAGGAGUUUGUCAGUCCGUACGACCUGCGCCGGCUGGAGCUGUACGCCACAAACAUGGCCGACUACCACCUGAUCACGGACCUUCUGCCGGCCGUGGCGCGGCUCUUCCUGCUCGGCCGGUUCGGCGACUGCCACCUCUCCCCAGUACAGACGUGCAUUCUGAUCGGGCUGGGGUUGCAGUACAAGACGGUGGACGAGCUGGCCAAGGAGCUGGAUCUGGCGGCUAGCCAGCUGCUCGGACUCUUCAACAGAACCAUCCGCAAGCUGACGCAACUGCUCAGAGCGGUGUACGAGAAGGAGAUCGAGUCAACGUUCUCGGAACGGAAGGCCAUCGACAUGGGCCCGGCCGCCAAGACAAUCACAGAGGAGCUGGACGAGGCGGCUCAGGAGCUGGCCGAAAAGCAGAAGGCUGAACUGGAGAAGCUGAAGCUGCAGGACCUCAGCCAGUACGUCAUCAAGGGUGCCGAGAGCGACUGGCAACAGGCGCUCGGCAGCGGCAAGCUCAGCAAGAGCUCUGUCUCCGUCAAAAGCGGGGAGAAGCGGAUAGAGCGGUCCGAGAUCGAGAUGGACAUCGAACGUCUGGACGGCCCCGUCCCCAAAAAGGCCAAGGGAGAGAAAUUCAAAAACAUCGGCAAACCCAAGCCGAAGCAGAAACACAAACACAAGGGCCAGCAGCUGGCGACGCGGUGAUGCGACGCCGAGGACCGGGACGCCAACAUGAGUAUUUGUAGUAGCUAGCUCUGUGACUCGCUCGCUUGUCAUUGUACUGCCGGUGUCAUGAUGUGUUAGAAAACAACAUGUCUUUAAACA